Pteronotus mesoamericanus is the source of this 1616-nucleotide messenger RNA. RefSeq names its product dynein axonemal assembly factor 8 (gene DNAAF8). Gene Ontology annotation, molecular function: dynein complex binding. NCBI's taxonomy places the organism in Eukaryota, Metazoa, Chordata, Mammalia, Chiroptera, Mormoopidae. Gene Ontology annotation, cellular component: dynein axonemal particle. The record is from RefSeq and is a predicted model, not a curated record. Bases 162 to 1556 code for a protein of 464 amino acids. The transcript is spliced from 9 exons.
CCGAAGGCGGUGAAAGUCUCAGUGGUUGCGCCACAGCCCAAGGGGACGAACGAGACCGGUGGGACGCGCUGGAGACUCUUUAUAGUCCUGUCAGGAGUCGGAGGCCUGAGGGUUCCUUGGAUGAUGGUGCACUGAGAAGCUUUCCCUGAGCCCAGGCCCUCAUGACAUCCCAAGACAAAGAUGUGGGGCCCUCACUGCACUCUCCUUGGGCCUCCCAGAUGGGACCCUGGGAGGCCAUUCUUAAGGCUGCCAGGGAGCAGCUUCCGUCUCUGGACUCGGAUUCCUCUUUGUCAGACUACGGAGAGGAGGAGCUGUUUAUCUUCCAGCGAAAUCAAGCACCCCUGAUUCCAGACUUGUCAGAAGAGCUGGCUGAAGACGCUGAUGGGCCCUGGGUGGCUCUGGCCGCCAGGUCUCCUCCUGAGCCACCUGUGGUGCCUAUGGAUUUCUCACCGGAGCCCUGGGGUGAAUGGAAUGCAAGGACAAUGGAAGGAGGGGCCCCUGGCCAGCCCUUGCAGAGCAGUGGUGACAGCAGCUCUGUUCUUAGGGUGCCAGAGGCGAACCCCACAUGGCAGGAAGGCAACCCUGGGGGCAUGUCCUUCAACAACAAAGGAUCCCCACAUCCUCCUGGGGGGUCACAGGGAGAAACCACCCUCUGUCUCCCAGAAGGAGGCAUGAGGAUGGACCCAAAUGCUGCCUCCUGGGUUGGGGAGGGCUCAGACUCUGGAAACUUGAAAGCCCUCCGAAGGGAGAGAAGGAAGAUGAUCGAGAGAGACCUACUUCAUAAAGUCACCUGGGGUGCCCGGGGCCCUGCCUGCAGUGACCGCAGUCAAGUGAAGGAGACUCCCUGUGAAGCUGCAGUGUCAGGUCCAAGACCAGGAACGCCAGCACAGGGGCCCCAGGAAGGCUUGCCAGUGCUCUCCCUCCAGCAACUUGAAGAGUGGGAUUUGGAUCACAUCCUUCAGAGUCUGACUGGACGAGAAGACGACCACGGAGAUCUCAUGCCUGGAACUGUGUGGUGGGCAGCUGAUCGCCUCCAGGGCCGAGAUCAUGCUGAGCCCAGUGCCCAGGACAGGCUCAUGGAACAGCUCACACUCCUAUGUGCCACGAAGUCUGGAGUCUGGAAAGUGCCUGCUGACGUGCCCCAAGAUACUGAGCAGCUGGAGGCCACAAGCAGAUGUGCUUUGACCGAGCUGGGCUUGCAGGCGAAGCUGAGUCAGCAUCGGCUGAGAAACCCAGCAGAGCCUCCUACCGUCUUCAUUGACCUGAGGCCCACCAAGCCAUCAGACCAGGGGUCACUGGAAAGCUCCAGCUCCAGCUCCUCUGACAGCGAGGAGGCAGGGGAACAGGAGACAGCUGCUCGGAGAGAACAGCAGGGCCCAGAAGGGCUACGGGACUGUACCGGGAAAAGUCAGCUUCUCCAGCAACUCAGGGCUUUUCGGAAAGGCAUGGCUCAGCCCCAGUUGCCUGCCAGCAAGGGUCCUAAAAGCCAGAAGGCUCGGGCCCUUGAAGAUACAGCUGGAUCCAGGACUGGGAAGAAGCAAGACAUAACACUUUGAGCUGAGAGGCAGAGUGCCCUGGCCAGACUCUCAGGAGGAAGUCCCGGGGCCUUGGGGAAC